AAGAAGACAUGCGAACAUCGCCCGCAGCGUAAGGCCGCGCGCUUCCUUCCUGCACAUUCCACAAUUCUGUUCACGGAGAAGUCAUGGAACCAUCUCAGCAUCGGCGAACGGCACCCAGCAGGCGCCUGACCACAAUCCACGAAGAGGCUUCCGACGAAGCUUCUCAGGCGCAGAAUCUCUCAAUAAAAACGCGAGAUAGUCUAACAAUCGCUAUCGAGAAAGAACUGCAACGUCAAGAAAAAAAGCAACAAGUACAGAUUCCCGAAAGAAAGAUGUGGAACAGUGACCUCAACCUCAUCUUGGCCUGCUUGGGCAUUACGCUGGGCAUGAGCAGCAUCUGGAGAUUUCCGAAAGUGGCGUAUGAGAACGGAGGAGGUGCCUUCCUGUUCGCGUGUACGGUCAUGUCCGUGUUCGUGAGUUACCCCUUCUUCUACCUGGAGCUCAUCAUCGGACAGUACACCCGGUUAGGACCAAGUGCUAUUACAAGAUGCGUUCCACUUGCGAAGGGUGUAGAGAUCGCCAUAUUUCUCGUGGGCUUCACGGUCUCCAUCUACUUUAGCGUCAUGCUGGCCCAGAGUCUGCUUCAUCUUUUCCUGACCUUCGUCAACCUCAACAUAUUGCCUGUGGCCGGUUGUGUCGGAUUCUGGGAAAAGAAAGUGGAGGCGUGUUACAAGACAGAUAAGAAACUCUGUUCUGAAAAGAGUCAUGCACCACGACUCCUGUCGAACCACGCUCAACAGAAUGUAGUUCUCGGGUCCACAGAAGACCAGCAUCCUUUCAUGCAUGACCUGGACAACAGCAAUUUGCCGAACUGCGUCAACAUCACCGAGACAAUGAACGAGCACUUCUUUCACGUGUCAGUAGGCAUGACCAACGAGUACGUUGGAAGUGUCGUAGGAAUUCAACCGGAGCUAGCAAUUUGCCUGGCGCUAUGCUGGACACUCCUCUUCACGUGUCUUACAACAGGAAUUACGGGAACACGAAAGAAGGCCUUCGUACUCAUGGUGGUUCCUAUCGGCCUCAUGACCUUCCUUAUGGUGGGUACCCUGAUGGAAGAGGACGCAACUUACGGCGUAUUUUACCUCAUGUUCCCCAAAUGGGAACAGCUUCUCGACAUUAAGAUCUGGGCCAACGCAGUGACUCAGCAGCUGCUUGCCCACGGCUUAGCCCACGGUCCUGUACUUGUCUACGGAAGCUUCCACCAUUUCAACGGGGACAUUCACAGGGCCGUAUUCGUCGUUACUGGAUUUGGCUUAACAGCAAGCAUCGUGUACAGCGUAAUUGUCUUCUCAUCACUAGGGCGGCUUGCACUGAGCCUUAACAUGACGAUCGAAAAUGUGGUGCAUAGCGGGCAAAGCGUGGUAUUCGUCGCCAUGAACAAGUACUCUACCCAUUGGUUGUUUUCAUCGUCAUUUUUUCUGCUCGCAGUAGUGGCUGGAACGCUUUCGCAGGUGGGCAUUGUGGAAGUCUCCCUGAUUCACCUCUGCGACGUAUUCCCUUUCGUCUAUUCCAACAUUAAGCCAUUCUCUCUGCUGUACUGCAUUGCUGGGUGCCUCCUCGGAGUUCCUUUUGUAACUCAGGGUGGACUGUACCUGCUGCAUAUGAUAGACUCUCAAGUGGUGGGAUUUCUUCUACCAUUUGUGGCUCUUUUCGAAACUGUUUCUAUUAUAUGGAUAUACGGUUUAGAACACCUCAAACUGGACGUGAUGCUGAUGCAGGGUGACCUUUCGGCUACGAAGCUUGAGUUUGCUUGGGGCAUGGUUCUGCCCCUGAUAUUAUCCGGUAGCGUUAUAACCAACCUCCUGACCGGGUGUUCAUCUCUACACUUCGGGCCAAUCGAGUAUCCGAUCUACACUUGUUAUGUGGGGUGGAGUCUCAUCAUCUUCGGAGCCCUGCAGGUCCCGCUGUGGACAAUCGCCGUGGCUCUUAGCAACCACAAGAGGCUCGACCAAUGUCUCUUGCCGGCUUCAUGCCAGGAGCUCGACGGCGAUUUCCCAACUUAUUCCGGAGUAUCGGAAGUUCAUUACAGACCAUAGCCGUUAUUUUCUUGGUCAUCAAUAAACACAAAAGUGUGUUGUGUUC
Messenger RNA from Ornithodoros turicata, 2082 nucleotides. RefSeq names its product sodium- and chloride-dependent glycine transporter 2-like. Gene Ontology annotation, biological process: sodium ion transmembrane transport. NCBI's taxonomy places the organism in Eukaryota, Metazoa, Arthropoda, Arachnida, Ixodida, Argasidae. Gene Ontology annotation, cellular component: plasma membrane. Bases 84 to 2036 code for a protein of 650 amino acids. The transcript is spliced from 16 exons. Gene Ontology annotation, molecular function: L-amino acid transmembrane transporter activity. The record is from RefSeq and is a predicted model, not a curated record.